This is a messenger RNA of Funneliformis mosseae, 596 nucleotides long. The record is from the annotation of a GenBank genome assembly. Lineage: Eukaryota; Fungi; Glomeromycota; Glomeromycetes; Glomerales; Glomeraceae.
GUACUGGAAUCGGAACAGCCUUUUUGUGCAAUGGACAAAUUGUUAGAGGUCAUCUAAAUGCAGCAGGAAAUCUUGGUAUCGCUCCAAUGUUUCUCCCACAAGAUUACGCUAAAUAUGUAAAAAACUACAUCACCGAACCGAUGGGUUCGACACUUUCACCACCAACGAUGAUGCUUGAUCAAUUAGCAGGUGGUAAAGCAUUAAUUCGUAUCAUCACUCAAGAAAUUGGUGUUAGAGUUGAAGAAGCAAUUCAACGACUUUCCAAAUAUUCUUCUCCAAAAGAAGUCCUUUCAAACUCUUCAGAUAAUGAUGCUGAAAUCGAUCAAAAACUUGUUAAAGUCAUAUUGGAUUGGGCUACAGUGUUCGGGAUCGCUGUGGCUAAUAUCCUUUGUACUUUUAAUCCAAAAGUUUUAGUAAUCGCCGGCGGUGUUUUAAACUUCCCUUUUUAUGUUGAUAGAGUCAUGGAAAUUGGUCAAGAAUAUGCUGGCGCCAUUGUUCCUGAAAUUUGGAGUGAAACUUUGGUGGUUAGAAGUUAUUGGAGUAAUGAUUUGGUUGUCAGGGGUGCUUUAGCGGCUGCUUAUGAUGAAGGAAAGUAA